GUUGUGUGAUACAGACGACUUAUUCUACAGACACACGGCACCGAGCGCUCAGCGGUGUAGUCCCUGGUGUGGUGUCCUCGGGGGGACCUGUGUGGCUAUACCUAUGGGGAAGGAGCUGUCUUAUAGUUUCUCCGAGGCUCAGCAAAUGCCACAUCCAAGAUGGAGGCUAUAUAUGCCAGCGGUGAUCAUGUGACACAGCUGCCGACCAAUCAGAGAGCCGGGCUGGAGAUUGCUGGGGAGAAGUAGUCGACUGGAGUCAGUUUAGUUUGGGCCAUCUAGUAUCUGUGUCCGCCUCCCUCCCCCUCAGCGAACCAUGAAGGAAGACAAGGAGAACACUAAGCCUAAGGAGAGGAGAGGGGAACACUCCGGGCUGGAGGAUGGGGACAAGCCGGAGAGGGCGAAGGAGAAGAAGGAAGUCAUGAGCAAGGUAGUAAUUCGUCGCCUGCCACCAAGUCUUACCAAAGAGCAACUGGAAGAGCAUCUGCAGCCUCUGCCAGACCACGAUUAUUUUGAGUUUUUUGCAAAUGACUCCAGCUUAUUUCCUCAUAUGUACUCAAGGGCAUACAUUAAUUUUAAAAGUCAAGAGGACAUCAUGUUGUUUAGAGAUCGUUUUGAUGGCUACGUGUUCAUUGAUCACAGAGGUCAGGAAUAUACAGCAGUUGUGGAGUUUGCACCUUUUCAAAAAGUGGCUAAAAAGAAAAAUAAGAAAAAGGAUUCCAAGGCUGGCACUAUAGAGGACGAUCCAGAAUACAAAAAGUUUUUAGAGUCCUACAAUUUGGAUGAAGAGAAGCUGACUUCUACCCCAGAAACUUUGCUGGAAGAAAUCGAGGCAAGGACUAAAGAAAUGAUAGCGAAGAAGACUACCCCCCUGUUAAGCUUUUUAAAAAAUAGACAGAGACUAAGAGAUGAAAAGCGCGAAGAGCGGAGGAGAAGAGAGCUAGAACGAAAAAGACAACGUGAAGAAGAAAGAAGGAAGUGGAAAGAGGAUGAGCGAAGGAAAAGGAAAGAUGCAGAAAAACAAAAGAAGUAUGAAAAAACUCCAGAUAAAGAAUCGGAAAGAUCAAAAGAUGAACCUAAAAUUAAGUUGCUUAGGAAACCUGAAAAAGAUGAUGAACAGGAUUCUGAGAAGAAAUUUAAGGCCAAAAAAACUGAGAAAGAGACUGGGCGGGAAGAUCGCAGCUCGGCAGGAAAGAGACAGGAUGGUGACCACGGAGAGGAGAAGACCAAAAGAUCUGAAAAUGAAUUUGUAAAAGAUUACAGAGAAAAGGAUUACAGAGACAAAGAUUAUGAGCAAGAGCGGCGUGCGAGAAGGGAGAAGGAGAAACACCAGUAUGAAGAGGAGCGCAGAAAGCAAAGGGAUCGUUACGAAAAAGACAGAAGUUUCCGGAGAAGAGAGGAUGACUACAGGAAGGAGCGUGAAACUGUCAGAGAGAGGGCAAGGAAGGACACUAGUGAAAGUCAGCAAGCAACUGAAAAAAGCGAGCGCCAGUCCCGGGAGGAGAAGAAAGAAGAUGCCGCCAAGAGAGAUCGGAUAAAGAACAAGGUGAGCUUAUGCCUUGAUCGCCCAGCAAUGCAGCUGUACCAACCUGGGGCACGGAGCAGAAGCCGACUAACACAAUGCGACAAUAGCCCAGCCAAAUCCAGUGAUCUGUCUGAGAAGAAACCUGAGGGUGAGACUAGUGAUCAGUGCAAAGGCGAGUAAGGGGCUGAAAGAUGUGGAGUGUCCUGUCCGUCAUGACAACCAAAGAAAACAAACCCUGCAAUCCAGAAGUGCCUUCACAGAGAAGGAGCCGGGAGCAGGCAGAAGAGGUGUCCCGAGGUGGAGGAGCCUCUUUGAGGGGGUUUCACACCGUUUGGCAAAGAAACCACCAUGAAUUUUCAUAGCAACAAGACUGCUGACAGAAUGUUUAGUUCUUAGUGUUGUAGUGGUCAUGGUAAGAGAGAGAGCAUGGUGGAAAUCUUCAGUUUACAAUAUCUUGUCUCGUGGCCUUAAUGAAACAUGAGUCCUCCAUUCCUGUACUGGCAGAAGGUUAUAACAGAAGAGUAUUUUUGAAUGUUAUUUCAGCCCAGUAUUACAUAGGCUGUUUCCAUAGAGCUUGCCCUGUAUUUCAGUUUUGCAGUGUAGGUGUUAAAGAAUUUUGCUUUGUAUUCCUUCCGGGAGUCCAGAACAAUCGCUGCUGUACAAUGCUGUAAAGAUUCAGAGCAAUGCUGUAAUUUUUGGUUUUCCUAAUUAUUUUCUUACAGAUCUUUAUUAUAACAGAUGUCUAAGUUGGCAGAUUCUCAGUCAUAUGACAGCUUAUUUUAUCACUAAUGGAGCAUAUAAAGAGUUGGUUAUCCUUCCAAGGAAAUGUAACCUAAAUGUUUUCUUAACUUUUUUUCUAUUGAAAAUAAAAAUACUUUCACUGGAAACUAGAA
Molecule: messenger RNA, 2415 nt
Organism: Rana temporaria (common frog)
Lineage: Eukaryota; Metazoa; Chordata; Amphibia; Anura; Ranidae
Gene: UPF3B
Product: UPF3B regulator of nonsense mediated mRNA decay
Exons: 10
Coding region: 314-1702 (462 amino acids)
Biological process (GO): nuclear-transcribed mRNA catabolic process, nonsense-mediated decay; positive regulation of translation
Cellular component (GO): nucleolus; cytoplasm
Molecular function (GO): mRNA binding
Source: RefSeq, a predicted model, not a curated record